Acanthamoeba castellanii str. Neff is the source of this 1029-nucleotide messenger RNA. Its product is annotated as jumonji domain containing 5, putative. Gene Ontology annotation, cellular component: nucleus. The record is from RefSeq and is a predicted model, not a curated record. NCBI's taxonomy places the organism in Eukaryota, Discosea, Longamoebia, Acanthamoebidae. The transcript is spliced from 6 exons. Gene Ontology annotation, molecular function: histone H3K36 demethylase activity. Bases 1 to 1029 code for a protein of 342 amino acids.
AUGCCGCGGGAGCUGUGGGACCAGCUCCACGAGCUCAUCGGCCACUGCCAAACCAAGUGGCGCGAGCAGAUGACGAUGGCGCCGUCGCACGGCGCCGACGGCCGAUCGUCACCACCGCAAGGUCCCACAACGAGCGAGCGGAAGGCCACUGAUACGCAGCCGACUCAAGUUGGGGAGGAAAACGAAGACGAAGAUGAAGAGGAGGGUGAAGAGGAAGGAGGCAAGCGUUUCAAACUUGACCUCCAACCAGUGGAGCGAAUACGGCGGCCCUCAAUGGAGCGGUUCCUACGCGACUACAUGCAAAAGGGGGUCCCCGUCAUCAUCACCGGCGGCAUGGACGGUUGGCCGGCCAUGAACGAGCGAGCAUGGGCCAAUUUGGACUACCUCAAGUCGAUCGCGGGUCCGCGCACAGUGCCGGUGGAAGUGGGAACGCACUACCUCCAUCCCGAGUGGAGCCAGAAGCUGAUGACGUUCGCUCAAUUCAUCGACAAUCAUGUCACCAACUCACAAGUGCCUGCAACGAACCGAGGCUACCUGGCGCAGGCACGUCCUGGCAAAGACCGCGGAGGUCCUCGUCAGCGUCUGUCUGACGAGCACUGUCGUUUGCGUAUUGAGCUUUUCGAGCUGGUGCCAGAGCUGCAAAGGGACUUUGGACUUCCAGACUACUGCGGCCUUGGACAAGGGGAGGACAUCAAGAUUCAGGCCUGGUUCGGGCCGAAGGGCACCGUGUCUCCUCUGCAUGAGGACCCGUACCACAACCUCCUGGCGCAAGUCGUGGGCCGCAAGCGAAUACGCCUCUACUCGCCCCACAACACGCCCUUCCUCUACCCCCACACCGGGAAGACGCUGAAGAACACCUCGCAGAUCGAUGUCGAAAGGCCCGACCUGGAGCGGUUCCCGCUGUUCGCGCAGGCCCAGGGCGAGGAGCUGGUGCUGGAGGCCGGGGAGAUGCUCUACCUCCCGCCGCACUACUGGCACUUUGUGCGCUCCCUCUCCGUCAGCUUUUCCAUCAGCUUCUGGUUCGACUAG